Messenger RNA from Boeremia exigua, 3133 nucleotides. Its product is annotated as ubiquitination network signaling protein. Bases 165 to 3077 code for a protein of 970 amino acids. The record is from RefSeq and is a predicted model, not a curated record. The transcript has 2 exons. NCBI's taxonomy places the organism in Eukaryota, Fungi, Ascomycota, Dothideomycetes, Pleosporales, Didymellaceae.
CUCGAUUCGCGCUCCCAGCCCUCACACCCGCAACCCGCACACGACCCGACCCUGACGCCCAUUAUUCCCCCUCGGCCCGCGGCGCCCUCUUCCAAACUGGCUCGUCCUGUGCAGCAGUCGAGCCGACCUGGGGAGACGCACAGCUCGCCCGCGCACCGCCUUCUAUGGUAGCUAAGGGGAGGAAGAACGCGGCAUCCCAGCAUGACAGACGCAACGAGAGUGGCCUGGCAGCCCCCGGCAAGCGCGUGCAGCGCCAGAAGAGCAACCCCUCGCUGCCGGCCGCCGCCAAUGGGCCCGACGCCCCCGCGCCCGCCGCCGACGCGGUAGAGCAGCACCACCAGCAGCAGCAGCACCCGCACCAGCACCCGCACACGACGCCGGCCGCCAGCAGCGCCUCCGACCUGCCGCCGGCCGCCGCCCCCGACAUGCCCGCCGUGUGCGACGGCCCGCCCGUCGAGCGGGUCCGCAGCGCCUCGGACGCGUCGCUGGACCCUGCCGACGCCGCCUGUCGUGCCGCCUCUGCUGCUGCCCGCGCCAACGGCCACGGCCACGGCCACAGCAAGCCGCUGUCCGUGUCCAUGGCCAGCCUGCUCGCCGUGCCAGCCACCAUUCUCACCUCCUGUCCUCUGCGGGACGUCCUCGCCAUCCUUAUCAUCCUGCUCCAGCUCCCCCCCACCGUCCUCACUGUCGUGCAGUUUCUCUUUGCCACCCUCACCUUCGUGCCUCCCCAAGCCGGGACCCCCCUCUCUGCGCUCUCUGCCUUCCCCUCCUUCACCGACAUCUUCCAGGGCUCCGGCGGCACUCCCUCCUUAUUCACCACCAUCGCCGCCGACGCCUCCAUUCUGCUCGUGUGGCUCGUUCUCUGGGUCCCCGUGCAGAACUUCUUCCUGGACCUCGCCCAGGCCGUCAUUGCCAUUGCCCUGGGAGGCGCCGCCGCCGGCAAAGCUGGGACGACCAACGGCAUUUUCAUCUGUGUCGUCAUCAUCGCCUCCAAUCAUUUGCUCAGACUCAGGCCUCUCCGGCAAUACAUUGUCCACCUAGUGUGGUCCGGGCUCGCCCGGGGAGGCUUGGAGUUUCUGGCGAGCCCGCCCAGUUCAUCUACUUAUUUGGAAAAUUUCUCAAGUCCCCAUGGAUGGCCCCGCAGCCUCCUGGGCAUCCACAUUCUCGCCCAAGGUGUUGUUCGCAUCAUCCGGCGCUCUCUAUCUCGACGAGACGUAGUCCAGUCGCUGCCUACCGGCAAGAAAACAGAUCCCGAAGUUGGCAACCUCCAGCGAACCAACUCAGCUACCCUCUUCCCGCCCGCCGAUGCGCCAAAUGCCUCGAGUACCGAUGGCCGCCCCCCGGGGCCGUCGCCAGCGUUACACAAGGACAAGGCGAGUAGCUCGCGGCGGAAGAGGAAGCAAGCUACACACGUUCGUUCUCAGCAGCCCUUUUGGGCCGCACUUGCCAGCACAAAAGUUACAGUUUUAAAAGAGAUGGAAAGCAGCCGGGCGGCCAACGAUGCCGACGAGGCUAACGCAAAAGACGCAAACCACAUUGGAAACGCUGUUUGGAGAUCGGAAGACGAUCGUGUAUGGAUUUCAGAAGUCGGCUACUCCGACAUUUCAUUUCGUGUCAGUCUGUUCCACGGAGGAGCAGACGUUCAAGAGGAGGAGGAUUCGAGUGUUGGAUCCGGGAUUGACAAGUCGAAGCCAUUCUUUCUCCGUGUCAACGGUGCAGACUGGAGUUCGGCCCGAAUCCGCCAGAGCACUGCGUUGGGGUAUCAGGGGCACGAGGGAACAAGCUUUUGGGUGGGAGAGAUUUUUGGUCUCACGGCACUUUCGAACUACUAUUGCGAGUUCGUCAGGACCAGUGAUCACGAAGUCUUCUAUUCUACAAGCCUUAUUACCUCGGCUGGCCCAGUCGCUGAACUAGCCUCAAUCGCCUCCCCGCCAGCUCAUCAGACUCUCCGCCCAUCUUCGCCUACGACGACACUCAAGAACUCCAUCGCCGCGGCCGACCAGCAACUGCAGGAGCAGCGCAAUCGCCUGAAGCGAAACAAGAAGGACCACAAGACCGCCAUCUCUACCAUCAAGAAAGAGGUCGAUACUCUCAGCAAUCGUCUGUCGAAUGCUGGAGGUAGUGAUGAGCGGCAACGCCAGCGUGUUCUUCAGUUUACGCAGACAAUUCGCCAGGCAGACGAUGCCACUGCUGAUUUCACACUGCAAGCCGAAAAGCUGGGUGCGAUUCCGGAAGAAGAGGUCAAAGAGGCUGCAGCAAAGAAAGCUGCCUGGAAGAAAGAGCGCGACAACAAAAACGCCGUGGCUCGUGAAUUCGAAGCAGUCAAGGCCGACAUCGAAGCCCAAGUUCAGAGCGUGGAGACCGAUAUCGCGACCGCCCUUCAGAAGCGCGAGCGUCUCCAGCAGCGCCAGACAAGAUUGAACGAGCAGCACGACCGUCUGGUCACUGCCAACCAGGAAGGAUUCACAGCCAAGCAGCGCAGGGAGCAGGAGCGUCACGCCUUGAGACAACAGCGUGUUGAUGUCGAGCAACAAUAUCGUAACAGCAUCAACGGUUUCGAGCAUCGAGCUGAAGAGCAGCAAAUUGCCACUGCUCAGCUCCUGCAGACUGCCGAGCACUACGAGAUCCUCCUUAUGCAGGGCGCGCAUCACGAGUCUAUUCCCACGACGCCCGAAGGACCGCUACCUGGCACGACCAUGUCUCCCCACGCCAGUGCUUUCACCAGCUUUACCUUUCCGCAAAUGUACCAUGUCGGCAGCACUCCGGGUUCUUUACGCGGCGGCCGUGGUCGCUCUUCGUCCAUGCUCUCAGAUGUUUCUGGCUUCACGGAUGGGUUCGAUGAGCACCUAUCUCCCGUGUAUGCUCUCGAUAACCCCUUCAACGCCUCCGGAUUCGUCAACGGCCACAACAACGGCAGCCAUGGCAGCGGUAGUCUCAGCUCAGGCACAUCUAGUCAAAGCUCAAGCCAGAGAGAUCCGUUGAGCCCCGUGCAGAGUAUCAAGCCGAUGAUGAUGCGUAGUUCGACAGGCGGCAGUGCUGGCCUGAUGAGUCCUAUCGGCAGCGGCAGAAAAUCCUAACGGUUUGUUCUGAAGGUCUUUACGUAGCUUUCCAAUGUGACUUUGUUCUUUUGGUU